UCCAUAUUGCCAUGAGGUAUUCAAACCCUAAUAUCUCUAAAACCAAUUCCCUCACUUAAAAUCUUUUGAAACCCUAAUCUCAGCAAACUUCACCUUUCUUUCGUUCGGUCUUCAUUUCUGGUUUAUCCAUGGCGAGUACAUGGAAUAAGCUGAAGAAAACUCUAACCCUGCCGCACUCUUCUCAGUCUUCUUCGAUAUCUCUUGAAGUUGCUCGUUCGUCCGACAUUUCUGAGAAGGAUUUCCGAGCUUCGACGACAAUGCCGUCUUCUUCUUCUUCUUCUGGUCUAAGGAUUUCAAGAACGAGUAGCUACAGCAACAGAUCUUCCAAGAAAACAUGUGCUAUAUGCUUAGGGAGCAUGAAACCUGGGCAAGGGAAAGCCAUCUUCACAGCUGAGUGCUCCCACGCUUUCCACUUCAAUUGUAUUGCCUCAAGUGUGAAGCAUGGAAACCAACUCUGCCCCAUUUGCCGCUCCAAGUGGAAUGACAUCCCUUUCCAAGCCCCCACUUCUGUCAUUGAUCCUCAAUUGAAUGAUAUUGGACAGGCCAAUAUUGCUCCUUUGGAUUCCCCACUGGAUGAAUUUCAUGCUUCACUACAUCGUCACCUUCCACAUCAACCCUCACAUCAUGCUGAACCCCAUCAUUUCUCAGAUGAUGAACCUCUAUUCGGUACCACCUUCCAAGACUCAACCUCUCCCUCCUCACUCUCAGCUCACCCAGUUGCAACUGUCAGGGCCUUUCCUGAGUUCCCUGCUGUGCCAGCUGCAGACAACCGUCCUGAAUUUGCUGUCCUUGUUGGUGUAAAGGCCCCAGCCCUCCCUGAUAACACCCACUCCCGCCAUGCACCUAUUGAUCUUGUAACGGUGCUUGAUGUCAGUGGAAGCAUGGCAGGUACAAAGCUCACACUCCUCAAGCGUGCGGUCCACUUUGUUAUACGAAACCUUGGAUCUGCAGACCGCCUUGCUAUAAUUGCUUUCUCAUCAACUGCUAGACGGAUAUUUCCACUUCGCCGGAUGUCUGAUGCAGGUCGUGAUCAUGCUAUGAUGGCAAUAAAUUCCCUUCAGUCAACUGGUGGGACCAACAUAGUAGAAGGGCUCAGGAAAGGAGUACGGGUUCUUGAGGAACGACGUGAGAAGAACCCAGUUGCAAGCAUCAUUCUUCUUUCUGAUGGUAAAGAUACCUACAAUGUUGGCAAUCACAACCAUCGUAGGAGCUCACAUAAUCAGGCUUCUCCAAAUUCAAGACGGGUUUCGGAUUAUCUAAGCCUCUUGCCAUCUUCUAUCUGUCCUAAUAAUAGUGCUUCCAGAGAAGAAGGUCGUAUAGCACCUUUCCAAGUUCACACUUUUGGCUUUGGUUCAGAUCAUGAUGCUGCUGCCAUGCAUGCCAUUUCAGAUGCAUCAGGUGGCAUGUUCUCCUUCAUACAGACUGCUAGCAUCAUACAAGAUGCCUUCGCCAGAUGCAUUGGUGGCCUUCUCAGUGUUUUUGCUCAGGAACUGCAGCUCAGGGUGAGAGCUGUCUCUCCUGGUGUGACUAUUGGGUCAAUCCCUGCAGGAAAAUACUCCAGUGAAAUCUUAAACCAAGGCCAGUUGGGUGUAGUUGAAGUUGGAGAUUUGUAUGCUGAUGAAGAGAAAGAUUUCCUAGUCCAAGUCUCAGUCCCAGUUUUCUCAGCUGAAGAACGUGGAGAAACCACAUCAUUGUUGUGUGUGGAGUGCUCUUACAAGGUCCCACUAUCACAGGAAGUUGUCCAGGCAGAGAGCAAGAUAGUGGUCAUACGUCGGCCUGGGGUUCUGUUAUCAGAGGAUAACAGAAUGAGCUUAGAGGUUGACCGGCAGCGGAAUCGUUUGUGGGUGGCAGAAGGUAUUGCAGAGGCUCAGGGCAUGGCUGAGGAGGGAAAUCUUGAGGGGGCACAAUCCAUUCUUGCUGCUCGAAGAUCAGCCCUGUUAGCUUCGGCAUCAGCUCAAGCAGGGGAUGGUUUGUGCAACUGGCUUGAAGCUGAACUUAAGGAGAUUAGGGAUAGGAUGGUGAGCCAGGAGCUCUAUGAAGAGACAGGGAGAGCUUAUGUGCUUUCAGGCUUGAGCUCGCACUCGUGGCAGAGGGCUACAACUAGGGGGGAUUCAACCACACAUACUAUGGUGUUCAACAGAGAUGGUGACAACCAGAAUAUGAGUGGGGCAAUGGGGUACGAGACACCUUCGAUGGUGAGCAUGGUGACAAGAUCACAGACAAUCAACAUUAGAACUGGUGGUUCGUCUGAACGGGUUCAUCUUUUAAACAGAGCAUGCAGCUUGGUUCCACAUCGGUGAUCAGAAUUGGCAACCCCAUCACACAUUCAUUAUAGAGAGAAUUUUUGUUUUUUGGUGGUGUAAAAAGCUGGCAAAUAUGACAGUAAUACUAAAGAGAGCAUCUCGGGGUAAAACAAUCUUUACAUGUAAUGGCUUCUCUAUUUCCUAUCAUCAGCUGUUCUGGUGUUUUUGGUUCCAAACUGAUGAGAUUUCUUACUUAAAUGUAAUAAACAGAAGCAAAUUUAUGACAUUGGAAAGGAGAAGUCCAAACAGAAGAUUGAGUUGUUUACAGAUCUC
Messenger RNA from Telopea speciosissima, 2576 nucleotides. RefSeq names its product E3 ubiquitin-protein ligase WAVH1-like. The record is from RefSeq and is a predicted model, not a curated record. Bases 129 to 2300 code for a protein of 723 amino acids. The transcript has 2 exons. Lineage: Eukaryota; Viridiplantae; Streptophyta; Magnoliopsida; Proteales; Proteaceae.